Molecule: messenger RNA, 1347 nt
Organism: Glossina fuscipes
Lineage: Eukaryota; Metazoa; Arthropoda; Insecta; Diptera; Glossinidae
Product: activity-regulated cytoskeleton associated protein 1-like
Exons: 1
Coding region: 172-915 (247 amino acids)
Source: RefSeq, a predicted model, not a curated record
AACGACCAUUUUAAAUAAUAGUUCCUGAUUUUUAAUUUAAGACAUUCGCCAGUGAAAUUUGGCUUUGUUAAAAGGAACUUUCUAAAAAAAAAAAAAAAAACUUUUAAAAUCUGCUGCAUAUUCUGUAAAGUGAUUUCUUGAGUGUGUCCAACUAGAAGAACUUCCUUAAAAAUGGCUCAAACUGUACAAAUGACUACCGAACAAUUGCAACAAUUGAUUGAAGCUGUACGUACGUCUGCUAUAGCUGCCGCUGGAGCGGCCGGUUCAACUGUAGCACCCAAAUCGAAAGGUAGCUUUAGUAAUUGCAUUUCCCGUUUUGGUGGUCAACGGGAUCAUGAAGCCGUUGAGGAAUUUAUUACUUCGAUUGUUACGUAUAAAGAAGUUGAAUCGAUUAGCGAUGAAGAUGCUUUGAAAGGUGUUUCCCUAUUAUUCUACGGUUUGGCAUCGACUUGGUGGCAAGGUGUUCGAAAAGAAGCUAAAACAUGGAAUGAUGUUUUAUCACUGAUACGUGAACAUUUCUCUCCCACCAAGCCGGCUUAUCAGGUGUAUAUGGAAAUUUUUGAAAAGAAACAAGACGAUAAAGCCGCUAUCGAUACUUUUGUAUGCCAGAAACGUGCUCUGCUAUCGCAGCUGCCAGAGGAUCGUCAUGAUGAGGAGACUGAAUUGGACUUUAUUUACGGUCUUGUCAAUAUCAAAUAUCGUAAACAUAUUGCACGCCACGAUGUCAAGACGUUUAAAGAUUUACUGGAAAAGGGGCGCAUUAUAGAGCAUAAUAAUUUGGAGAGUGAAGCCAAUGCCGAUGGUUGCAUAAAAGGUUCUAAACGCACAAAACGGUGCACAUAUUGCAACUUCCGUGGCCAUACUCAGGAUCAAUGCCGUAAACGUAACAAGGAAGAAAAUGCUGGUGAUGACUAAGUCAUUGCUAAACGAAAGGAACACAACAACAAUAACAGCAUAACAAUAACUUUAAAAUAUGAUGUCACCUUGAGAGAGCGAUUGUUUUCUACGUCAUUUUCUCUACACCUCAAAGAUGGCAAAAACGGUUACUCUCUUAGGUUAAUAUUUUUCGCUGCGUAAUUUAUAAUAAUUUUCGGUAAAAUUACUCAAAUACUCUCUUAUAUCCAAAUUAAGUGCUUUAGGAAAGAUUUUUUAUGCUUUUGUUUAGAAAAAAAGUUUUUUAAUUUUUUUUUCAAACGUAAGCAUUUUAAAUUGUUUCCUAAAUCAUUUAGGAUGGGGUAAGAAUGUAUAAUUUCUUUUUUUUUUUCUAAACGCUGAGCUCCUAAGCACGGCUAUUGGAUAUGAACGCCAAACCCUCCAACAUUGCUAUAGAAAAAUGAUUUUUAACAA